Messenger RNA from Eimeria necatrix, 891 nucleotides. Its product is annotated as NLI interacting factor-like phosphatase domain-containing protein, putative. Bases 1 to 891 code for a protein of 296 amino acids. Lineage: Eukaryota; Apicomplexa; Conoidasida; Eucoccidiorida; Eimeriidae. The record is from RefSeq and is a predicted model, not a curated record. The transcript has 2 exons.
AUGGAUCCGCAGGAAGCAGCAGCAGCAGCAACAGCAGCAGAGCCCAAAGGCGCUGUUUCAAUCUGCCUCCCCCCAGAGGCGCAGCAGGCGCUGCCGCUGACCAUCAAAUGGAGAGUUCCAGCCGGCAGCCACGUGGUCGAGGGCCAGGUGCUCGCGCACCUCUUUCCGCCCCCUGCUGCUGCUGCUGCUGCUGCUGAGAAUGGCGGCGAAGGUGCAGCAGCAGCAGCAGCAGCAGCAGCAGACGCAGCAGAUGCACAAGGGCAAGAAACGGCAACGGCCGCGGACACACCGGCAGCGCCGGCAGCAGGAGCAGCAGCUGUAAGCCCAGCAGCACGUCCCGGAGCAGCAGAAGCGGCAGAAGCAGCAGAAGCAGCAGAAGCAGCAGAAGCAGCAAAGGGAACGGAGGCAGCAGAUUCAGUUGGACCAGCAGCAGCAGGAGAAGCAGCGCGUGGGAGAGAAGCAGCCGGAUCAGCAGAAGAACGCGGAGCAGCAGAAGCAGCAGCCGAUGCAGCAGGAGGAAGCGCAUCAGAAGCAGCAGCAACACGGGCAGCAGCAGGAGCAGCAGCAGCAGCGGAUGGAAGGCCGCCUGCUGCUUCCGAGUUUGUGGUGCGCGCCCCUGUGUCUGGACUUCUUUGCAAGUUGUCGGUUUUGAACAAUGAAAUUAUUUCCAGUAGUACCGAGCUGGGGGCGGUGGCGGCGACGGCCUGCGAGCACCCGCUGGCUGUGGGGGGCAUCUGCCUCUGCUGCCUGGCGGCCGUGGGAGCCGAGGGCGAAGAAAAGGUCCAGGCCGGCUUUCUCUCCGCCCAGCGGGAACUCCGGGUGGACGUACACGUCAGCAGCGCGCCCCGCAGAGAGCCCUCACUUCUUUUAUUCUGCACUUUUCCGUUUUGA